Lachancea dasiensis is the source of this 330-nucleotide messenger RNA. NCBI's taxonomy places the organism in Eukaryota, Fungi, Ascomycota, Saccharomycetes, Saccharomycetales, Saccharomycetaceae. The record is from the annotation of a GenBank genome assembly.
AUGGGAUGGUUCUCAAAGACUAAACCGAUGGACGAUCAGUCCAAGCCUCCUUCUAGAUCUUCCAGGAAACAGUGCUGGGAGUCUAGGGAUGGAUAUUUUCAAUGUUUGGAUAAAAUCUCGGUGGUAAAUGCCCUGGAACCCAAACAUCAGAGUGAGAUCCAAAAAAACUGCAAGGGCGAGGAAGCUAAGUUCGAGCAAGACUGUGCGACGAGCUGGAUCAAAUACUUUAAGGAAAAACGCGUGGUGGACUACAAGCGGGAGAAAUUCAUGCAAGAGAUGGAAAGUAAAAACGCUCAGCAGAUCGAUCUUUCGGGGAUGGUAAGGCGCUGA